Molecule: messenger RNA, 2006 nt
Organism: Trematomus bernacchii (emerald rockcod)
Lineage: Eukaryota; Metazoa; Chordata; Actinopteri; Perciformes; Nototheniidae
Product: small glutamine-rich tetratricopeptide repeat-containing protein alpha-like
Exons: 12
Coding region: 183-1502 (439 amino acids)
Biological process (GO): post-translational protein targeting to endoplasmic reticulum membrane
Cellular component (GO): TRC complex; membrane
Molecular function (GO): protein binding; molecular adaptor activity
Source: RefSeq, a predicted model, not a curated record
CCUACGCAUGACGACAUAACUCCAAGCCAAGCUAAUUAGCUAGCUGAAUGACGGCUACGAAUACUCGAAGGAUCGGAGCUAACGUGAAUUCAUCCUUAUUCGGGCUAAUCUACAACUGAACCAUAGAGACAACUGGGUCUCUCUCCCUCAGUGACCACAGAGAGGUCUGAGCCUCCGUCACCAUGACAGACAACAAGCGUCUCGCCUUCUCCAUCCUCCAGUUCCUCCAUGAUCAGCUCAAGUCAGGGAACCUGUCCUCAGGGGCCCAGGAGAGUCUGGAAGUUGCUGUUCAGUGUUUGGAGACAGCGUUUGAAGUUUCAACUGACGACCAUACCCUCGCUGUCCCCAUGACGUUACCGGAGAUCUUCGCCUCAGCCACAGCCGGGCUUCCGGUUGAGUCGCAGGUCAACAACAACACCGCUCCUCAACAACCUCCUAACUCCAUCACCGAGGAUCAGAGAGAAGAGGCAGAGGUGCUCAAAACUGAUGGUAACGACCAAAUGAAAGUGGAGAACUACGGAGCUGCUGUUGAGUUUUACUCAAAGGCCAUCGCCAUCAACCCUCAGAACGCCGUCUAUUACUGCAACAGGGCUGCAGCAUACAGUAAAGUAGGGAACUAUGCUGGAGCGGUGCAGGACUGUGAGCAGGCCAUCAGCAUCGACCCAAACUACAGCAAAGCCUACGGGAGGAUGGGUUUGGCUCUGGCCAGCCUCAACAAACACACAGAAGCAGGGACUUACUACAAGAAAGCUCUGGAGCUCGACCCUGACAACGACACCUACAAAACCAACCUGAAGAUCGCAGAGGAGAAGAUGGAAACGUCCAGUCCAACAGCAGCGAUGGGUGGAGUGGAUCUGGCCGGUCUGCUCGGUAACCCCGGCUUCAUGAACAUGGCGUCCUCUCUGAUGAACAAUCCUCAGGUGCAGCAGCUGAUGUCAGGGAUGAUGUCAGGAGCGUAUGGUGGGAUGCCAGGAGGAGGUGCUGGAAUGCCAGGAGGAGCAGGAGGAAUGUCGGGAGGCAUGUCGGGAGGCAUGUCGGGAGGCAUGUCGGGAGGCAUGUCGGGAGGCAUGCCGGGAGGCAUGCCGGGAGGCAUGCCGGGAGGAAUGCCGGGAGGCAUGCCGGGAGGCAUGCCGGGAGGAAUGCCGGGAGGAAUGCCGGGAGGCAUGCCGGGAGGCAUGUCGGGAGGCAUGCCGGGAGGAAUGUCGGGAGGCAUGCCGGGAGGAAUGUCGGGAGGCAUGCCGGGAGGAAUGUCGGGAGGCAUGCCGGGAGGAAUGCCGGGAGGCAUGCCGGGAGGUCUGGGAGGACUAGGGGGACUAGGGGGACUUGGAGGAAGUGCAGCACCACCCGGACCUGCUGCUGGUGCGGGAGAUUUAUCAGGACUAAUCCAGGCAGGUCAGCAGUUUGCUCAGCAGAUGCAGCAGCAGAACCCUGAACUCAUCGAACAGCUGAGGAGUCAAAUCCGCAACCGAACACCCAGUGCUGGAAACGAGGAGCAGCCAUGACACUCAUACACAGUUGGCCAGGUUUGUGUGUGUGGAGAAGGAGAAGAGCUCAUUUGGAUCAUUUAUAACUCGAAGGACUAAAAGGAAGUUCCCCCCCCUCCCCCCAUCACUGCACGAGAGGAGGAGGAGCUCCCGCUUUAUUUAGGAGCCGUCAAACCCCCACUUCCUGCGGCUCUGUUGUGUUUAGGAAGAACAUUUUGACUCUAUUUUGUCAAGAAAUACUGAAGAAUUCUAAUGAAAAAUAAUGAUCUAACAGGGAAAAGGAUGUUAAACAGCAGAGUUUGAACUGAAGCUUAAAAUGUCUUCUUAAACUACACAGUGUAACUUUCAAUGUCUUUGUCCAGUACUUUGUUUAUCGAUAGAUCUGAAUGUGUGUGUGUGUGAGAGAGAAAUUAGGGUUAAUUUAGUGUGUGUGGCAGGUUGAGUUGUGAAGAGGCAGAGAGCUGUUCAAACAGUCUGACAAUAAAAAAAAAAAAAAAGAACAUCUCAACAUUUUACACCCUC